Molecule: messenger RNA, 2778 nt
Organism: Penicillium crustosum
Lineage: Eukaryota; Fungi; Ascomycota; Eurotiomycetes; Eurotiales; Aspergillaceae
Exons: 3
Coding region: 1-2778 (925 amino acids)
Biological process (GO): chromosome segregation; protein phosphorylation
Cellular component (GO): centrosome; cytoplasm; nucleus
Molecular function (GO): protein kinase activity; ATP binding
Source: RefSeq, a predicted model, not a curated record
AUGGCAUCCACUCAAUACAAUGAACUACGGGAUGAGAUAUAUGUGAAAAUCAUGGAAAGGAUGGAAAAAAACCAUGAGGGAGGCCGAUUUGUUCCUUAUGGCACCGCGGAAGAAGUGCUACAGCCAGAAGUUUUGCGACACUUUUUUCGUAGUCUUCAAUUGGGCGAUAUACCAAGUACCGGUUAUGAUGAUCUUGACUUUGAUUUUGACGAAAACAACUUGAUCCGCAAACUAGGAGAACGGAAGCUUCACAAUUUCCUCGCUACUCUCAUUUUCGCAUCCCGCAGCAUCGAGGCUACUCGAGCGUUCACCACCAAGCUGUUAGCCGAAAGGGCCUGGCCACCAGAGAUUUGCUCUCUGCCGGCGGAACGUGAGACACUCACGGAGAUUUUUGGCGAACAAGUCACCCCGGAUGAAUUCCUAACACAACAAGCAUGCUUUUGCCCUAUCGUGAUUUGCAAAAAAACAGAAGUUCGGAUUCAGAGCCCAGACCGACAGUGUUUACCCUACCUAGAGCAGAAGUUUCGGGGGGAUGGAGCACAAGGCGCUGUAUACCAAGUGAAGAUCGCAAAGGGGCAUUUUUUCGACCCGGCCCUUGGAGGAAGAAAUGAACAGCCAACGGAAAUGGCGCGCAAAGAUUAUCAACCAACCAAGCACAUGGAAAAAGAUACUUUGAAGCAAAUCCUUGCCUGCGAUCGAACCUGUCCGAAUAUCGUGGAUAUUUACGGUAGCCUCGUCAUUGGGUCGACAAAUAGUUACAGCAUCUUUAUGCCUCUCGCCGAGUGCGAUCUGAGCGCCUACAUGAGGGAAGACCAUCGAGCCAGGCCCAAUACCACUAUGGAGAAGACACAGAUAAUCAAUUCAGCUCGAGGACUCGCACGUGGGCUGGAAUUUCUCCACAGUGGCAUGAGGACUGCCGAAGGGGACAUGAUGGUUUGUUACCAUAUGGACAUCAAGCCAAAGAACAUUUUGGUGUUUUUCGAAAAUGUUGGGGACAGGCAGGAAACCGUUUGGAAGAUUAGUGACUUCGGCAUGUCUAGCCUCAAAUUGAGAUCUCAUGGACAGGAGAAGGAGAAAGACUUUGGCGGGUGGUUUGCCAGGUCCCAACAGCCUAGGGAUGCACCAACCUCGGCGGCCUACAACAGACGCGGAGACGGCACUUAUCUUGGGCCCGAGACCCUUUCGAAACAUAGAACAAUGAGAGAAAAGAGCGAUAUCUGGUCUUUAGGAUGUGUCCUCAGUGUUGUUUUCACGUACUUAGAGGAGGGCAGCUCUGGCGUGGUAGAAUAUGCAAUGAGAAGAGCAAGUCAUCGCAGCGCUGACGGCUAUGAUCGCUUCUUUGUCACCAAUCCACUGUUCGGUCGACCAAAAAUCAAUCCGGCGGUCGCACUAUGGCAUGACCAACUGAUAAAGAAAGCGAGACAGAGAAGCCCCAAGGAAGGAGAAGCGGUGAAAUCGAUGCUCGAUUAUCUAGUGCAUGAGGUUCUUCAGCCAGAACAAUCGAAGAGAUGCAACGCUCAGCAAUUAGAGGAUAAAUUGCUUCACACAUUUCGGAAGUACGGGAGGUUAGGAAAUGAGGCGAAUCCGCGUUUGUCAGAGGAAGAGCCCGGCCUGGCCAGGGUACUACAGAGAAUGCACAUCGAUUCUUUAAUGCGUGAGAGGCAAGAUCCCGCCACUGACAGACGCGUUGAGUAUUGGGAUCUGAGUACCUCUGAGCCCUUCAAAGGCUGCGAGAUCUCCCCAGAUGGAACUGUUAUUGCGUUUUGGACUGACAUCAAAAUUUCGCUUUACACUUCGCAAUCUCUGGAACAAGAGGGGGUUGAUGGUAUACACCCAGCCGCAGAAUAUCCGAUCCCGACACUAGGGUGUCGCUGGAAGAGCAUCAGCCUGACGACAAGAAAUUUGAUAGCUUCUACCUCGGGGGGCACUGUCCAAUGUUAUAUCUUCAAACUAGGGUCGAAUAUGGAUGUCAAUCUCAGACCUUCGGUUCGAGUCUCUCUGCCAACACUGCCUGAGAUUAAAAAGGUGGCUCUCGCGCCUGGAAGUCAGAGAGUGGCAUGCAUUGUCAGUAACGAAGAAGAAGACCAGAAUUCAGGGUCCUUAUAUUCUGGCUACCUCAAUUCUCCGCAUGAGUGGAAGCCAAGGUAUAAACUUGAUUGGCCAGCAGCAGACAUUGUUCAGUUAUCAUUUGCAACAGAUGACGACCUGUAUAUGGUUUUCCGACCACAGCGAAGUGGUCCGAAUCACAAGCACGAAAUUCCCGUCAUUCAUCUGUCCUUUCGAUCUAACCAGCUAUGCCAGCUCAUUAUCGAGCCACAAGGCCUUGACACUAGCAGCACUGUUGGUCUUUUUACCACUUUCACACCAUUUAUCCAAAAGCCCCAUGCCUGUGUACUUAUCACCCGAGAAAAACAGUUGCACAUCCGAAGUCUCGGACAAGGGGAUACGAGUGCUGCAAAAGUCGACAUCAAGAAUUACCGGGUACUUAAGUUGAUGAUGGGUGAAAAUGACGAGAAAAUAUUCGCGGUAGGGAGGCGCGCGGCCCAUAACACGAUGCUUUUAUUGGAGAUUGCCAUACCGACACCCGAGGAUAAGAGGAUUUCUGUGACGGAACUUGCUGAACUCCCAGGCCUGAGAUACAGCGAUGAGUUUGCUGAGAGAGUUGUCCACAGUGAAGAAGAUAGUGUUGUUAUUCUUGCCGCUUUGGGGGGUGCGGAUCAGUGUCGUAUAUACAAAAUCACUGUGUCCAAGUCAAUAUCGAGUUCAGCGGUGGCAUAG